AUGUUAUACUUACUUGGCAAGCGCACUAAAUACAUACAAGCACAGCACACCACACCACACCACACCAUGCAGCAUACAACACAAAUAAUACUUGUGCAGCAAAUGGAGAGCAAGCUACAACAACAGUGCGUAGUUCAGGCUGUUACCGUUGACGCUGACGGUCCCGCUGGCCCACCCUACGACCUGGAUUCGAUGAUAAAUCAGCUUGUGUAUCCAAAUCCGGUAUAUCAAUUGCAUGCCUCCGCUCUACGUAAUCAAUUGCGUAAUUUGCUACGCGAACGUCAACUAGCUGCCGCCAAUGAAAACGACCAGUCCACCAACUCGGAAGCCGUCGACUAUGACUACCUUGACGAGGACAAGCGCUCUGUAGCUGCUUUGGCCGCCCAAGGUAUGUUACAUCCCAAGCGCAGCUUAGCAACACUCGCCAAGAAUGGACAAUUGCCCUCACUACCAGAUCCUGACGAAGUCGAUCCAACAAUCCCAAACGAAGAUAAGCGUUAUGUGGGCGCUUUGGCGCGCAGCGGUGACUUCGCCAUCUACGGCAAACGCAACAUCGGCACACUAGCACGUGACUAUCAGUUGCCACAGAAUGGCAAGCGCAAUCUGGCUACACUUGCACGACUCGGACUGCUUACCAAAGGCGAUGGCACCAAACGCAAUAUGGCUGCUGUGGCACGUUACAAUUCACACGGACGACAGGCAACCAUUUCACCGGCUGAGAAACGUAAUAUUGGCGCAUUGAAGGGCUCACCGGUGCAUGGCAUACAACAGAAACGUGAUGAGGAUGAGGUUUACUUGCCAGCAAAUCUGUUUGGCAGAGAAGUAGAUUAUGUCGAUGUUGUACCCAACUAUUGGUUGUAUCCCAGCUAUGCUGAUUUGGAUUGGGGUGACUUUGGACGCGCACAAAAACGCUUCUUAGAUACCACCAGGGAUCCCGAACUUUUUGGCAUCGAAAAUAAUCAACCAUCGCCCGAAGCGAAUUUUAUGGCGCUAAUUGGCAGUAUUGAACCCGACAAAGUGCCCAUGGAGGAUGAGAACUCAUUGGAGUUUACAGAGGCACCAGACACUGACCCCCCUUACGGACCGCCACAACAGAAACGACAUAUUGGUUCGGUUUAUCGUUCAGGCUUCUUACCUUCUUAUCGUGCACUACGCAGCACUACUGGCAGUUAUGGCGGCUAUGGGAGCGGCGGCGGCGGUGGCCGCGGCGGUGGCGGUGGCGUUCGUUUUAGUCGCUCUGGGCGCGCGAGGCAAUUUGUCGAAUACUACCCCCCACACGAGCGACUGCGUCAACCCAUCGCAGCCGUUUGUAAACGCUGUUUCCUACCCUACCGCCCAGUAGUGCACUGGGGCGGUGCUGCCGGUAUACGCGGCCGUCAAUCCUUUAAACACUACCCCUACGCCUAUUCCGAUGGUGCGCACAGCAGCAUAGUGAGCAACGCGCUGCCGACAUCGAUCAAUCGGCCACCAAUCGCCUAUGCCUCAACGGCCAACAGCCUGUACGACAACAGUUCCAGCAACAAGAACAACAAGCACAUAAGACGGUUUAUUAACAACAAAAGCGCCUAUCGAGCGCGUACCAGAUCAGCCGGUGCGGGCAGCUCGAGUUUCGGCAAGCAACAACACUGGGGUACACCGCCGCGUAUAACAGCAUUGCAUCGUCGCAGUUUUCGACGACCCGACACGGAUUCCAUGGAAAAUGAUGCUAACUGAAUGCGAAUGAAAAAAAAAUAUUUCGGAAAAAAUACCAAAAAAAAAAAUAAUAAAAAAACAAUACAAAAAUAUACAUAUGACAAUAAUUAUGAUGACAAAGAAAAACAAAAAAAAAAAAAAAAAAACAAAAAAAAAACAUAUUACCGAAGUAGUUGAAAGUUCUUGAAGCACAAAAGAAAAAAAUAUAUAUAAAAACAUAUGUACUCUAUAUACUAAAUAACGAAAUAUAUACGAAUGAGUAAAAUGAGUAUUUUAUUGUAGUUCUUAGGUUAAAAUGACAAUAAUUGUGUAUUUGAAAAAAUGUAAACAAAAAUAAAUAAAAAAAUUAAUAUGAAAGUUUUGCUAAACAAAGUGAAAUGACAAUAAAUGAGAGACAAUAACAACCACAAAAACAAACAAAUACACAAACAAACAUAAACGCACGCACACAAGCGAAGUUUACAAUUGUUGGAAGAAAACUUGUGGUUGAACGCAUUAAUAAAUCAAUUAUAUUAAAAUUUAUGUGUGUCCACUCUAUAGCAAGAAAGUUGGGUGAACUGUAGCGCAGGGGGUGAAAAAAUUUAUAGAAAAAAAAUUUCAAAAACAAAAAUGGUCAUGAGGAUUAAAACAGCUAUGGGGAAGAAAAUAGGAGUAGGAAAAAAUUUCAAAACAUCAGUUAUGAGAAUAAAAAGAACUAUGAGGAUGAAUAUGCAACAAUUUUCUUUGUUUCUUUUUUCAAUCGGCCAUGAAGGUAGAAGCAACUAUGAGGAUGGAAGUAUGAAUAAGAGGAAAUUAAAGAAGAAAAAAAUGGCCAUUACGAUUGCGGCUAUGAGCUUAAAAUAAAAAUAAUAUUGUGGCGUCAUUUUGUCAGUUUCAAACUUUCUUUUGUUCCGAGAGUUAGUGGAAGUGUAGGGGAAAAUUGAAAUGAAGUAUACUUUCAGGGGUAAUUUCUCACAUCUCCAUUUCAAUGAAGUGUAUUUCAUUUUGAUAAGGUUACGACAGCUAGUCAGUGUUGUGAAGUAAAAUAAGUAAACACGCAAGGAAGUGUGGGCAUAAAGGAGCCUGUGUUCUACUUAUGUCGCUUUUUAACUGGAACACAAGCUUUGCUAUAGCGUACAGAUGAUUUCGAGUGCCCUGUCGCCAGACAUCACUGCAUUUUGGUCAGAGUAAUGGAAAAUAUGACCUUAAUUUGAAAUUGCAGCGACGCUAUGCUAGAGGAGAAGUUUCUAAAAAAAAACGACAAGGUAAGGGCCGUCAACAUAGAAGGAGGUGGAUUAUUUCUUUUAAUAUACAGGUGAAAAAAAUAUCAAAAAUAUUAAAAAUUAGGAAAAAACAAAAAUUUUUUUUUUGGAGCUAAAACUAUGCCUGUUUUGAAGUAUUAAGUUUGUUGAAAAUUUAGUGCGAUCAAAAAUGCGACAAGCUUCUAAAAUGCAAUUGAUCAGAUAUUUGCAGAGGUCUGUGCAUGCACAUUGGCUGUGCGGAAGCGCUGGAAAGUCACUGUGUAGUUGCGAUAAGCCUAAACUGC
This is a messenger RNA of Anastrepha obliqua, 3217 nucleotides long. RefSeq lists its product as uncharacterized. Bases 1 to 1713 code for a protein of 570 amino acids. The record is from RefSeq and is a predicted model, not a curated record. NCBI's taxonomy places the organism in Eukaryota, Metazoa, Arthropoda, Insecta, Diptera, Tephritidae. The transcript has 5 exons.